GUUUGGGACGCGCAGUGUGUCGAUGGAAACGGGCCCAAACUCUUUUUGUUUGCAUGUAACUCCACGUGAGGAGUCUUACGUAAAGCCAUUUUCGACCAAUCGGCUCCCGGUGACUGGGGCCGGAAGUUGUAAGUCAUUGGUAUUUUGGUGAAGGCGACAGAGUCGAGCAGCUUUUCGCACAGGCUGCGGAACACAGCGACCACUGCGCAGUUUCAGUCCAGGUGUAUCUGUCGUUACAAUUGAGAAAUGAAGCACAACUCGAACGUCCCGGCUUUCCUCACCAAGCUGUGGACGCUGGUGGAGGAUGCGGACACCAAUGAAUUCAUUUGCUGGAGUCAGGAGGGCAACAGCUUCCUAGUAUUGGACGAGCAGCGCUUUGCCAAGGAGAUCCUCCCCAAGUUCUUCAAGCACAACAACAUGGCCAGUUUCAUCAGGCAGCUGAAUAUGUAUGGAUUCCGUAAAGUCAUGCACAUUGACACAGGCAUUGUGAAACAGGAGAGAGACGGUCCAGUGGAGUUUCAGCACCCCUACUUCAAACAUGGACAGGACGACCUGCUGGAGAACAUCAAGAGGAAGGUUUCUAACGCUCGGCCAGAGGACAAUAAGAUUCGACAGGAAGACCUGACCAAGAUCUUGGCGAGUGUUCACAGUGUUCACAGCAAACAGGAGAACAUUGAUGCCAGGCUGGCAACACUCAAGAGGGAGAAUGAAGCUCUGUGGAGGGAGAUCUCGGAUCUGAGACAGAAACAUGCCCACCAGCAACAGCUCAUCAAAAAGCUGAUACAUUUCAUCGUCACAUUGGUACAGAACAACCGCAUCCUGAAUUUAAAACGCAAAAGGCCAAUUCUUAUGAACAGCAAUGGAAAGAAGCCCAAAUACAUUCAUCAGAUCUAUGAUGACAAAGUGUGUGUGGAACAGUCGUCUGUCAACAGUCUGAGUGGCGUGAAGGGCUCUGAGAUAUCAGAUGACGUAAUCAUCUGUGACUUGACUGAGAAUGAUGGCGAGGUGACGGCUGAGAUCACUGAAGGGUCCCCCAGGGCCUAUGAUCAAGGUGAUGUAGAAAUCGUGGAAGUAGAGCUGGACAGCUGUGCAGUGCUGCCAGCUGAGACGGAGGUGAGCACCACCUGCACAGAUGACAUCAAACAGACAGAGGCAGCAGCAGAUGACAGCCAGAGGAGCAGCACUGUAGACAGCAGUGGACCAACCAGCAGCGCCCUGCAGCUCAAUAAAACCUCAGGCCUGAGUCUGGAGGACCCUGUCAAGAUGAUGGACUCCAUACUGAAUGAGAACGGAGCAAUAUCGCAGAACAUCAACCUGCUGGGCAAGGUGGAGCUGAUGGACUACCUGGACAGUAUUGACUGCAGUCUGGAGGAUUUCCAGGCCAUGCUUUAUGGAAAACAGUUUGGCAUUGAUUUCGAUGCCACAGAGGAGACUGUGUCCUCCAAAGAAAACACCGCACAGCUAAACAGAAGCAGGACAGAGGGAGACAACACAGAUAAGCAAUUGAUCCAGUACACCUCCUGCCCCCUGCUGGCCUUCCUUGAUGGCUGUAACCCUCCCCCAGAGCUGGACCUGGGCGGCAUCAGCACUGGCUCCUCCAACACCCACCUCCAGCCCUCUUCCAGCUCUGGUGCCUCUGUGGAGUCUGAGCCGCCCUCAGAGCUACUGGACACCAGCCUGGAGUCAAAGCAGCCGGCCCGCAGCUCCCUGAUCCGCCUGGAGCCCCUGACCGAGGCAGAGGCCAGCGAGGAGACGCUCUUCUACCUGUGUGAACUGAGCCCUGCUGGACUAGAGGCUGACUCCACCCAGCUGGACAGAGUGUGAGCAGGAAGGGAGCUGGCUUGAAAGUGAUGCCACUAACACUGAUUUUGGUUCACCGCAGACUGCAUCCCGCCAUCCUUCAAAUAAUACUGACAUUGUGUGUUAAUAUUCCUUCACCUCUCUGGCCUGUGGUGUGUGUUUAUUUGUUGAGAAGCGGUAACAGAAGUGAAGAAAGCACCGGGCUGGUGGAAGAAUAGCUGCGCUUUGUACCAUUUACACAUUUUUACAUGUAAGACUUUUGCAUUGAGUUUGAGAAACAUUUCACAUUUCACAUUUUCAUCAAAUACAAUAACAAUAGUUAAACGCUGUCGGGCAGGUUAAUAACUCUUUGACCCUCAUAGAUGCAAUUUGUGAGAAAAAUUACCUCCCUUCUUCUCACUCAUAACUCAGUGAAGACAACACACACGUCCAUUAAGAAUAAAUGUCUAUAAACCUUGUGGAGAAGAGUCUCCUCAUAUCUUCAGAUUUGUCCUCACAAUCAUCAGAUUUAAUUUUUCUUCUGCAUCAACACUGAUCCAGCUGUUGUCUGUACAUCCAUGGUUACAUCAGGACUGGUUAACAACACUAGCUCCUGUUUACAUCACCCAAAGCAUGAUGGGAAUUGUAGGACCAAAACACAACAUUCUAAUCCCAAAUGGAAAUAAGUGAAGCAGCAGAGUGACACAGCCCAUUAAAAUAGCUUUGUUCUACACAGUAGAUUUUUCUGACAUUACUAAGGGUCGGUUCAUGGUCUCUCUCAACUGGCUCGUAAGACAUGCUGUCCUACCACUUUGGAA
Messenger RNA from Xiphias gladius (swordfish), 2597 nucleotides. RefSeq names its product heat shock transcription factor 2 (gene hsf2). The transcript has 12 exons. Gene Ontology annotation, biological process: regulation of DNA-templated transcription. The record is from RefSeq and is a predicted model, not a curated record. The coding region runs from base 247 to 1824 and encodes 525 amino acids. Lineage: Eukaryota; Metazoa; Chordata; Actinopteri; Istiophoriformes; Xiphiidae. Gene Ontology annotation, molecular function: DNA-binding transcription factor activity; sequence-specific DNA binding.